GCAAAAGAUCACAGGCUGAUACUCCCAGCAGGGUAGAUCCUGGGAAUCUGAUCUCCUGGCCUCCCCCACAUCCUCCCCCCUCCACUUCCUGGAGCAGCGACCUGCCCCCUUCCCGCCUGCACUUCCCUCCACUUCCAGGGCCGGGCUUCUCCUCACACCAGCCAGACAGCCUACCCUCCGCCCAGGGGAAGCGGCUGCCUCCGCCAGGCCGCUUCCAGGAAGCUCCGGGCCAGGCCCCAGCAUUGUUCAGGCCCUGGGGCCAGCACCCCAGCCAGCAGAACACCAUGAAGUCCAGCGGCCCUGUGGAGAGGCUGCUCAGAGCCCUGGGGAGGAGGGACAGCAGCCGGGCCACAAGCAGGCCUAGGAAAGCUGAGCCUCAUAGCUUCCGGGAGAAGGUUUUCCGGAAGAAACCUCCAGUCUGUGCAGUAUGUAAGGUGACCAUCGAUGGGACAGGCGUUUCGUGCAGAGUCUGCAAGGUGGCGACGCACAGAAAAUGUGAAGCAAAGGUGACUUCAGCCUGUCAGGCCUUGCCUCCCGCGGAGUUGCGGCGAAACACGGCCCCAGUCAGGCGCAUAGAGCACCUGGGAUCCACCAAAUCUCUGAACCACUCAAAGCAGCGCAGCACUCUGCCCAGGAGCUUCAGCCUGGAUCCGCUCAUGGAGCGGCGCUGGGACUUAGACCUCACCUACGUGACGGAACGCAUCUUGGCUGCCGCCUUCCCCGCGCGGCCCGAUGAACAGCGGCACCGGGGCCACCUGCGCGAGCUGGCCCACGUGCUGCAAUCCAAGCACCGGGACAAGUACCUGCUCUUCAACCUUUCAGAGAAAAGGCAUGACCUGACCCGCUUAAACCCCAAGGUUCAAGACUUCGGCUGGCCUGAGCUGCAUGCUCCACCCCUGGACAAGCUGUGCUCCAUCUGCAAAGCCAUGGAGACAUGGCUCAGUGCUGACCCACAGCACGUGGUCGUGCUAUACUGCAAGGGAAGCAAGGGCAAGCUCGGGGUCAUCGUUUCUGCCUACAUGCACUACAGCAAGAUCUCUGCAGGGGCCGACCAGGCACUGGCUACUCUUACCAUGAGGAAAUUCUGCGAGGACAAGGUGGCCACAGAACUGCAGCCCUCCCAGCGUCGAUACAUCAGCUACUUCAGUGGGCUGCUGUCCGGCUCCAUCAGAAUGAACAGCAGCCCUCUCUUCCUGCACUAUGUGCUCGUCCCCACGCUGCCAGCCUUUGAACCCGGCACAGGCUUCCAGCCCUUCCUUAAAAUCUACCAGUCCAUGCAGCUCGUCUACACGUCUGGAGUCUAUCACAUUGCAGGCCCUGGCCCCCAGCAGCUUUGCAUCAGCCUGGAGCCAGCCCUCCUCCUCAAAGGCGAUGUCAUGGUAACAUGCUAUCACAAGGGUGGCCGGGGCACAGACCGGACCCUGGUGUUCCGAGUCCAGUUUCACACCUGCACCAUCCAUGGACCACAGCUCACUUUCCCCAAGGACCAGCUGGACGAGGCCUGGACUGAUGAGAAGUUCCCCUUUCAAGCCUCCGUGGAGUUUGUCUUCUCCUCCAGCCCCGAGAAGAUCAAAGGCAGCACUCCACGGAAUGACCCCUCGGUCUCUGUCGACUACAACACCACUGAGCCAGCUGUGCGCUGGGACUCCUAUGAGAACUUCAACCAGCACCACGAGGACAGUGUGGAUGGCUCCCUGACCCACACCCGGGGUCCCCUGGAUGGCAGUCCUUAUGCCCAGGUGCAGCGGCCCCCCCGGCAGACCCCCCCGGCACCCUCUCCAGAGCCUCCACCACCCCCCAUGCUCUCUGUCAGCAGCGACUCGGGCCAUUCCUCCACGCUGACCACAGAGCCAGCUGCUGAGUCCCCUGGCCGGCCACCCCCUACGGCUGCUGAACGGCAGGAGUUGGAUCGCCUCCUAGGAGGCUGCGGAAUAGCCAGUGGGGGCCGGGGGGCUGGGCGAGAGACGGCCAUCCUAGAUGACGAAGAGCAGCCCACUGUGGGCGGAGGCCCCCACCUCGGAGUGUAUCCAGGCCACAGGCCUGGCCUCAGCCGCCACUGCUCCUGCCGCCAGGGCUACCGGGAGUCCUGCGGGGUCCCCAAUGGGGGCUACUACCGGCCAGAGGGAACGCUGGAGAGGAGGCGACUGGCCUAUGGGGGCUAUGAGGGAUCCCCCCAGGGCUACGCUGAGGCCUCGAUGGAGAAGAGGCGCCUCUGCCGAUCGCUGUCAGAGGGGCCAUACCCUUGCCCACCUGAGAUGGGGAAACCAGCCACUGGGGACUUUGGCUACCGCGCCCCAGGCUACCGGGAGGUGGUCAUCCUGGAGGACCCUGGGCUGCCUGCCCUAUACCCAUGCCCAGCCUGCGAGGAAAAGCUGGCGCUGCCUACAGCAGCCUUGUAUGGACUGCGGUUGGAGAGGGAAGCUGGAGAAGGGUGGGCAAGUGAGGCUGGCAAGCCUCUCCUGCACCCAGUGCGGCCUGGGCACCCGCUGCCUCUGCUCUUGCCUGCCUGUGGGCAUCACCAUGCCCCGAUGCCUGACUACAGCUGCCUGAAGUCACCCAAGGCAGGCGAGGAAGGGCACGAAGGCUGCUCCUACACUAUGUGCCCCGAAGGCAGGUAUGGGCAUCCAGGGUACCCUGCCCUGGUGACAUACAGCUAUGGAGGAGCAGUUCCCAGUUACUGCCCAGCAUAUGGCCGCGUGCCUCAUAGCUGUGGCUCUCCAGGAGAGGGCAGAGGGUAUCCCAGCCCUGGUGCCCACUCCCCAAGGGCUGGCUCCAUUUCCCCGGGCAGCCCGCCCUAUCCACAAUCUAGGAAGCUGAGCUACGAGAUCCCUACGGAGGAGGGAGGGAACAGGUACCCAUUGCCUGGGCACCUGGCCUCAGCAGGACCCUUGGCAUCUGCAGAGUCGCUGGAGCCGGUGUCCUGGAGGGAGGGCCCCAGUGGGCACAGUACACUGCCUCGGUCUCCCCGAGAUGCCCCAGGCAGUGCUUCGUCAGGGUUGUCUGGUCCCUCCACGCCCCUGCAUACCAGCAGCCCAGUCCAGGGCAAGGAAAGCACUCGGCGACAGGACACUAGGUCCCCCACCUCAGCGCCCACUCAGAGACUGAGUUCUGGCGAGGCCUUGCCCCCUGUUUCCCAGGCAGGCACCGGAAAGGCCCCUGACCUGCCGUCGGGAAGUGGGCCUGAGCCUCUGGCCCCUAGCCCCGUCUCUCCGACCUUUCCUCCCAGCUCGCCAAGUGACUGGCCUCAGGAAAGGAGUCCAGGGGGCCUCUCAGAUGGCGCCAGUCCUCGGAGCCCUGUGCCUACCACACUUCCUGGCCUCCGCCACGCCCCCUGGCAAGGCCCUCGAGGCCCCCCAGACAGCCCAGAUAGGUCUCCCCUCACUCCUGUGCCUUCCCAGAUGCCCUGGCUUGUGGCCAGCCCAGAGCCGCCUCAGAGCUCACCCACACCUGCUUUCCCCCUGGCUGCCUCCUAUGACACCAACGGCCUUACCCAGCCCCCACUUCCUGAGAAACGCCACCUGCCUGGGCCGGGGCAACAGCCAGGACCCUGGGGCCCAGAGCAGGCAUCAUCGCCAGCCAGAGGCAUCAGUCACCAUGUCACCUUCGCACCUCUGCUCUCGGAUAAUGUCCCCCAACCCCCAGAGCCUCCUACACAAGAGAGCCAAAGCAAUGUCAAGUUCGUCCAGGAUACAUCCAAGUUCUGGUACAAGCCACACCUGUCCCGUGACCAAGCCAUUGCCCUGCUGAAGGACAAGGACCCUGGGGCCUUCCUGAUCAGGGACAGUCAUUCAUUCCAAGGAGCUUAUGGGCUGGCCCUCAAGGUGGCCACACCGCCACCCAGUGCCCAGCCCUGGAAAGGGGACCCCUUGGAACAGCUGGUCCGCCAUUUCCUCAUCGAGACUGGGCCCAAAGGGGUGAAGAUCAAGGGCUGCCCCAGUGAGCCCUACUUUGGCAGCCUGUCCGCCUUGGUCUCCCAGCACUCCAUCUCCCCCAUCUCCCUGCCCUGCUGCCUGCACAUUCCCAGCAAAGAUCCUCUGGAAGAGACCCCAGAGGCUCCAGUGCCCACCAACAUGAGCACAGCAGCAGACCUCCUGCGUCAGGGUGCUGCCUGCAGCGUGCUCUACUUGACCUCAGUGGAGACAGAGUCACUGACAGGCCCCCAAGCCGUGGCCCGGGCCAGCUCUGCAGCUCUGAGCUGCAGCCCCCGCCCAACACCAGCAGUUGUCCACUUCAAGGUGUCCGCCCAGGGCAUUACACUGACGGACAACCAAAGGAAGCUAUUCUUUCGCCGCCAUUAUCCAGUGAACAGCAUCACCUUCUCCAGCACUGACCCUCAAGACCGGAGAUGGACCAACCCAGACGGGACCACCUCCAAGAUCUUUGGUUUCGUGGCCAAGAAGCCGGGAAGCCCCUGGGAGAAUGUGUGUCACCUCUUUGCAGAGCUUGACCCAGAUCAGCCUGCUGGCGCCAUUGUUACCUUCAUCACCAAAGUUCUACUGGGCCAGAGAAAAUGAAGGAAGGCCGCAAGCUCAGAGCCCACAUCAACACUGCACCCCUCCCAGCACCCCACAGCCCUCACUUCCCCUGGCCUGGACCCAGGAGACCCAGGAGAAAGCACCCUCCCUUAGGAAUGAGGAGUGGGCAUCAGGCCUGGGACACUGCUCUCCUUCCCCGCCCCCAGCUGGCUAAGUGGAUGGGCCCACGAGAUGACCUUGCAUGUGAGCAGAUGGCAGAGGUGGGUGUGUGAGGGGUGAGGAGGCAUCAGCAGUUGAGCCCCAAAGGAGAUCAGGCAGCCCCACCUGCAGGAGAAUGGCAGCCCUCCAGGGGAUCAGCCCCUGCCAGUUCCACCAGCUGCAGGUCCCAGCACGGCAGGGAUGGGAGGGGGGUGGGGAGCAAGUCACUGCGUCCUCUGAGCAGAGAUUCAGAGUAGGAUCACAUGAAUAGGGGAAAAAAGAGAGUCUAUUUUUGUCUAAUAAUAAAGAAUUUCUAUAAACUUUAGCC
Piliocolobus tephrosceles (Ugandan red Colobus) is the source of this 5001-nucleotide messenger RNA. It is a transcript of the gene TNS2, whose product is annotated as tensin 2. Gene Ontology annotation, molecular function: protein binding; protein tyrosine phosphatase activity. The transcript has 29 exons. The record is from RefSeq and is a predicted model, not a curated record. Bases 285 to 4514 code for a protein of 1409 amino acids. Gene Ontology annotation, cellular component: focal adhesion. Gene Ontology annotation, biological process: peptidyl-tyrosine dephosphorylation. Lineage: Eukaryota; Metazoa; Chordata; Mammalia; Primates; Cercopithecidae.